AUGAAUCUCCGCAACCAACUGUUAUUCGUGGCAUUAAAUGCGGUUGUCUUAUUAACUAACGUCAAAUUUACUGAAUUCACAGUAACUCCAUCUAGUUGUUUUAAGCGCUUUUUCAUAAUUUCACCAAGAUUUGAUGAAGACAUAUUUACCUUUCUUGUGUGUUUGCGUGUAUGUGCCAGUAAACUUUUUGUGUUUAGAAUCAGCCGCAAUGUGUGCAAAUCAAGGCAAAAAAUCCUUUAUUUUUCUAAAAACAUCUUAACAAAAAAUUCAUUUGUUUGGAUGAAUAGCAGUUUAAACGAAAUGAAUUGUAAGCACACCAAUAUAUCGGUUUUUAAAAAUCCCGAUUUUAAAUUAUUUAGUGUAAUAACUUUUGUUGGCUUUUGUUACUUUAGUGCUCUCUUAUGUGAAUCUCGUCAUCCCAAAAAUAGGGCAUUGUGUUUAUUUUUGGCAUGUAAUAUUUAUGCGCACAAUUGUCAACCAAUGACUAUGUAG
Echinococcus granulosus is the source of this 492-nucleotide messenger RNA. RefSeq lists its product as hypothetical. The transcript has 3 exons. The coding region runs from base 1 to 492 and encodes 163 amino acids. The record is from RefSeq and is a predicted model, not a curated record. NCBI's taxonomy places the organism in Eukaryota, Metazoa, Platyhelminthes, Cestoda, Cyclophyllidea, Taeniidae.